Molecule: messenger RNA, 1731 nt
Organism: Wallemia ichthyophaga EXF-994
Lineage: Eukaryota; Fungi; Basidiomycota; Wallemiomycetes; Wallemiales; Wallemiaceae
Product: Sulfate adenylyltransferase
Exons: 2
Coding region: 1-1731 (576 amino acids)
Biological process (GO): sulfur amino acid metabolic process
Cellular component (GO): cytoplasm
Molecular function (GO): adenylylsulfate kinase activity; ATP binding; sulfate adenylyltransferase (ATP) activity
Source: RefSeq, a predicted model, not a curated record
AUGUCCAACACACCACACGGAAACGUUUUGAAGGAUCUUCACGUAAGAGACGCAGACAAGCAGGAGCAGCUCAUCGCUGAAUCUGAGAAUCUGCCCUCUGUCAGCCUCACUGAGCGCCAGCUGUGCGACUUAGAACUCAUUAUGAACGGCGGUUUCUCACCUUUGGAAGGUUUCAUGGGCAAAAAGGACUACGACAGCGUUGUUGAGACAAUGAGGCUCGCAGACGGCUUAGUAUUCCCAAUUCCAGUAACCCUUGACUUGGCAAGUGAACAAAUCAAAGAAUUGGGUCUCGCUUCUGGCUCAAGAGUCACACUCCGCGACCCAAGAGACGAGAACCCGCUCGCUAUAAUCACUGUAGACGAUAUCUGGCAGCCAGUCAAGUCAAACGAGGCUGAGAAGGUCUUUGGUGCCGGUGAGAACGACUUGGCCCACCCAGCCAUCGCAUACCUCCACAACCACGUCAAGGACAGCUAUGUCGGCGGUAAGGUACAGGCUGUUAAUCCUCCACUCCACUACGACUACGUCGCCCAGCGUUUCACUCCUGCUGAGCUUCGUUCUCACUUCAAGAAGCUCGCUUGGAGAAAGGUCGUUGCCUUCCAAACACGCAACCCUAUGCACAGAGCUCACAGAGAGCUCACCGUCCGCGCUGCUCGUCAACGUCAAGCCAAUGUUCUCAUCCACCCUGUCGUCGGUCUCACCAAGCCAGGUGACGUCGAUCACUUCACCAGAGUCAGAGUAUAUCAAUCUAUCAUGCCAAAAUAUCCGAACGGCAUGGCCCAAUUAGCUCUCUUACCAUUAGCUAUGCGUAUGGCUGGUCCACGUGAAGCUGUUUGGCACGCCAUCAUCCGUAAAAACUUCGGUACCACACACUUCAUUGUCGGUAGAGACCACGCUGGUCCAGGCAAAAACAGCCACGGCAAGGACUUCUACGGUCCAUACGAUGCCCAAGAGCUCGUUACCUCGUUCAAAGAUGAACUUAAGAUCGAGAUGGUUCCAUUCCAGAUGAUGACCUACCUCCCUGAAACUGACGAGUACCAGCCAGUCGAUGAGGUACCACAAGGCACCCCAACCGCGAACAUCUCCGGCACUGAGCUCCGUCGUCGUCUUAAGACAGGUGCACACAUCCCAGAUUGGUUCUCCUACGACUCAGUCGUCAAAACCCUCCGGGAAUCGUACCCACCAAGACUCCAACAAGGUUUCACUAUCAUGUUGACUGGUCUUUGGAACUCUGGUAAGGACCAGAUCGCCAAGGCUCUCCAAGUCAAGCUCAACGAGCAAGGUGGUCGUUCAGUUAGUUUGUUGCUCGGUGAAACUGUUAGACAGGAGUUAUCAACCGAAUUAGGUUUCUCCCACGAAGACAGACACAAGAACCUCCAAAGAAUUGCAUUCGUUUCGGCUGAAUUGAGCAGAGCUGGUGCUGCUGUUAUCGCUUCACCACUUGCACCAUUCGAAGAAUCGCGCCAACAAGCACGCAAGACUGUCGAGACUACCGGCGGUGCUGGAAAUUUCUUCCUUAUUCACGUCGCCACUCCAAUUGAAGUGUGUGAGAAGACGGACAGAAGAGGUGUGUACGCAAAGGCACGCAAAGGCGACAUCAAGAACUUCACUGGCGUUUCUGAUGGCUACGAGGUUCCAAAGGAUGCCGAUAUCACCGUUGAUGUUGCUGAGCAACCUAUUUCCGAGAUUGUGCACAGCAUCGUCUUGUUGCUUGAGGGUGAAGGUCUCGUUUAA